Molecule: messenger RNA, 4502 nt
Organism: Grus americana (Whooping crane)
Lineage: Eukaryota; Metazoa; Chordata; Aves; Gruiformes; Gruidae
Gene: GAL3ST2
Product: galactose-3-O-sulfotransferase 2
Exons: 4
Coding region: 3057-4217 (386 amino acids)
Biological process (GO): glycolipid biosynthetic process; glycoprotein biosynthetic process
Cellular component (GO): membrane
Molecular function (GO): galactosylceramide sulfotransferase activity
Source: RefSeq, a predicted model, not a curated record
GGUCUGGCGCAGGUAACCCCUGGGAGUUGUUAAUAACCUAUACAGUUACAUACAGUUUGCUCCAGGGUAGAGAUUAAUUUUGCUGCGAAUGUUUCUUUCCUAUAUUCCAGGUCUUUUAAUUUGAAAGAGUUUUGUUAGGUCAGCACAGAGGUCUGUUCUUUUCAGCUUGAGCCAAAUGAACGAGAAGGUUGUCCCAAGCCUUAAAGCAUCCGUAGCAGCACCUCCAAGUGCGACCUGAGGUAGUUUUCCGUGUUUUCCUCCUGGCUGGGAGAUGGCACGGCGCAGGUCGGGAAGGCAAGUCGAACCUCCGGCGCCGGCCCUGCUCGCAGCUCCGCAAGUUUUUUGGCUUCUUAGGAGAAUUUUAUGUCUUAGCAAUCGGCUCCCAAGUGCUUCCUCCAAGUGCUCCCGGGCUGGUUGCACAUCUUGCAUGCUUGGGUAACUUCCGUGCGAUGUUAGAACUGCGGCUUUCUCUCUUGAACUUUGCUUUGCAAAAGACUCUGUAAUGGGGCAAAAAAGAUGGUGGCUCCGAUAGUACCCCACGACUCUCGGCUACGUCGGGCUUCGGGUGCCCCAGGUGAAAUGCUUCCUCGCUGUCGUCUGAGGAAGGAAGAAAUGCCUGUGGCCGUGAUGCCAUGCAUCAUGCCCUCCUCACUCCCAUUGACACACAGGGUGGUUACAAAAUGCCUCUGCUCAUGGUUGUAGCUGUUCGUAUAAAAGAUCGGUUUUUCGGUAACACCAGGUACUUGCCUGGGUCACCUUUGGCCUGUGCGUGUGAGACAGUCAACAGCAAAACGGCUCUGGGACGAGCGGGACUUGUCUUUCUUGAAGGGAUUGAAGGAUGGGGGACACAUUUUAGCCACGUUAAAUCUGGUGUCUGUUGGCCCGACACGUACGGAUGUAGAAGUGGCUUGGUCAGAGGUUUGCAGUCUGCACGACGGGAUGUGGGGCGUGACGCUAAGGGAACAGCCUUCAGGAGCGGCGCUGGCUCCCGGCCGUGUGCCGGGGCAGUGGGUGCAGAAUGGGUGGUGAAGCCCCACGUGCAGGUUUGCAGGACGUGCUGAAGUCGCCGAGAGCCCCUGCAGGUGGCUGAGCCCCGGGUGUGAUGGGGACAGGACCCCCCGCGGUGACUGGGCACAGGACUGUGCUGCACGACCAGCGCCCCGCGUUCCUGCAGCCCCCUCCUCUCACCUCACCUCCCCCGUCUCCCUUUUCCUGCACUCCCCCCCCCUCCGGCGAUCACCUCCCUUGGUCCUUCCCCUGAACGCCUCCAGGGCUGAGCUGCAGCAGAUACCUUCUCGUCGUUUGGCACCCCCGGGACAAGCAGCCAAUCGUUUCGACGUGGGGACCGGCACCUCUCUUGCUUCCUAAAACUGGCCGUUCCAGGAAGCUGCCGUGGUUUUGGCAAGCCCGAUGUAGGCUGGGUGGCCACCACUCGCAGCGACGCCGUGGACGUCCCUCGGCUGCGGGUUGCCGUUGUCUUCAGGACGGUGCCAGGAGGAGCGGGGCGAGCUCUGCACGGCCCCUCGGGGAUCACUGGUGGCACGUCGGUGCCUGCAACUUACCCGCGGGGCAUUUGGCACUGCAAUGCCAGUCCCUUGUGCCGCACCGGUGACACUUUGAGGCUUUACACACUGAGAUAAUCUGGACCGUUAUCCCUCCCCGUGUCCCCAGGUGCAAAGGGCAGCCCCUGUCUGGGGCUUUCAAAGCGCAUCCAGACAGAGCAGGUCUGCUGGGAGCGUCUGGUUACGCUGCGGAUGGGCUCAGUGUGCGGCACGUGUUAGAGGAUUUGGGGGCAGGACGGCACUAUGUAAUCUCUUAUAAAAGUAAACGACUAUUAAAAUACCAUGGGGGGGCUUGAGGUGGUAAGAAAACCAUCACACCAAUGUCAGCUUCAGUUGAAAUGAAAGGCACCGUCUGCAUUUGACAGAUGAGAGCCCACUCGCUGCCUCUGGCCCCCUCUGCAUUUCUCCUGGCUCAUCUCUGCUUACACGCGUAGAGCGAUCUCACCCCCGUCCCCCUAACAGGCCUGGGACCAAAAAAAUAAGAAAUAGUGAUGAAAGAUUGCCUGCAGCUAUGUCUUGAAACUCUUCAUGCAGAAGCUCUGCUGCAAAUUCACAUCAGAGGUUGGUACCAGCUGCGGCUGAGGCUCCUCCCUGGCUUGGGAAGGGCUCUUCUGCCUGAGGAUUUCCUGCUCGGCCGGGGUGCCGUUGGACAAGGAUGGCGCUCUCGUGCAAAGCAAAGCUUGGAGCAAAAGUGGGUUUGGGCAGGUUUGCACGGCGAGAAAAAUCAAAGGCUUUUGUGCAUUGCCAUCACGGUGUUGCCACAUCGCUGUCUGUCUCUGUGCUUCCGCUGUGUUUACGUUCGGUUUGCGGCUCCCCGACCACAGCUGGCGCAGCUGGCUACGAUGGCCAUGGUUUUAUCUGCAGCUCUCCAUCUUCUGUUGGACUUUGCUCCCAUUCUCUCUCUAGUUUUCCAUGGCCGGAUCCAGGCUGUCACAGCCCUGCUUGUUGUGCUGCGGCCGGUCAGUGGGAGGCUGUAGCCCGUGCCAGAUGAUGAAGCUGGUGGUUGCGCUCUCCUGAGGCUGACUGGAAGGAGCGAUUCGGUGUCUUUCACAUGGUACAAGCUGGAGGCUGUGAAAACCACCACCCUGUGCAGCGGGGCCAUGUGUGAGGACCCAUUGGCCAGAAGGAAGGACCACCAGGUCCAGCCCGCAGCAAGCCACGUGCCCUCAUCAACCCUCCGUCUGGGCAGGCUUGGAGCCUUCCUUGCUCACCUGGGAACCACGAGUGUGACCAUCCCAUGCGGUAAAUGGGACUGUAUUUUCUCAAAACAACCUAAAGCCCAAGCCAGAUCUGCUGCGUUUUGGAAGCAACGGCUGAAAACAUGGAGUGUGCACCGAGUUAAAAGAGCUUUUAGGAUCAGAGGCGUCAGAUCAAGCUUGGUGAUGAAAAGUUCCUUUUUGGUGGGCAUCAAACCUUCAAAAGAUCCCGCAUAUCAAAUGUCCCAUCAUUUUCAGCCUUUGCCUGGGACUCAUCUUCCUGUCGGGAUUCUUCCAUAUGAAGAAUAAAAAUUACGUAAUCUUGAAGAGCCACGAGGAGCUGCUGAUACCUUCCAUGUCUUGCCGUGCCAAAACUAACGUCAUGUUCCUCAAGACCCACAAGACGGCCAGCAGCACCAUCCUGAACAUCAUGUUCAGGUUCGUGGAGAGGUACAACCUCACUGUCGCCCUCCCAGCUGACCAGCUCAUGCACCUGGGCUACCCAAAGAUUUUCCUGGCCAGCUUUGUGGAGGAAUUUCAAGCCAUAGGACAAAACUACAACAUCAUGUGCAACCACCUGCGGUUUAACCCCUCAGAGGUGAAAAAGGUGAUGGCAGCGAACACCUUCUACUUCUCCAUCCUGAGGAACCCCAUUUCUCUGCUGGAGUCUUCCUACAUCUACUACAAGGACUAUGCCCCUGCCUUCAGGAUCUCCAAGGACGUGAACGAGUACCUGGCAUCACCCAUGAAGUAUUACCAUCAGGCGGAUUACGAGCAAAACAGCUACGCCAGGAAUCUCAUGUGGUUUGACUUUGGCUACGAUAACAAUGCAGAAGACAACGAAAAGUACAUCGAGGCAGUCUUGAAAGAGAUUGAACAGAACUUCCACCUGAUCUUGAUAGCAGACUACUUUGAUGAGUCCAUGAUCCUCUUGAAGCAUGCUUUGUGCUGGGAUCUGGAUGACGUGAUUUACUUUAAGCUCAAUUCCAGAAGCCAGGACACUGUCCAGACCUUAACUCCAGAAAGCAAGGAACGGAUAAAAGCGUGGUGCUCGCUGGACUGGAAGCUCUACCUGCACUUCAACCAGACCUUCUGGAGGAUAAUUGAGGAGACCAUAGGACUGGAGGUGCUGGAGAAGGAGGUGAAUCACCUGCGAACAAGACAGAAGGAGCUCAUGGAGACCUGUCUCUCGGAGCAGGAGGCAGUGGGGAAGGAGCACAUGAAGAGCAAAGGUCUCCUGCCUUUCCAGUCGGGGGCUGCAAAUAUCCUUGGGUACAACCUCAAACAAGACUUAGACAACAGGACUCUCAGAACCUGCCAGAAAAUGGUUAUGCCGGAGCUCCAGUACACGUCCUAUCUUUACGCCGUUCAACACCCACACAAGAAGAGGAAGCAGUUAGGCUUGCCUUUGCUGUGGACCACUUUCCAGGAGAAGACGCAGCUCCCAACUUCCAACUAGGGCACACGACAACCCACUGCGGUUUUGCCCCAUGGCUGGCAUGUGGCUGGCCCGCAGGACUCUUGUCCAUGAGGGGGAAGGUGGGGGGGCCUUUGUUGGGGGCCACCGGGCUGGUGGUGGGUCCCUUCUUGGGGACCUUGAGCCAAAGGCUCUGUGUUGGCCAGAUCCUGCGUGAUCCUUGCUGCCCGCUCCCAGGUAAGGGAACAGCCCGCUGCUGCGUGCUGGGCAGGCUUUCCAAAUGGCUUAGAUGUUCCUGCCUCUUAAUCAUUAAUCACAGGCUUAAUA